AUGGAACAAUUACUUCUCGGCAGCAUGAUAGAGUUGAGGUUGAUGUAUGUAUUGAGGGCUCGUGCGAGGAGAGAUGACAUAAAGGCUUUGUAUAUCCGGGCGGGGGGAGUAACACCUACCGAUUCUCACAAGAGGCAGUUGGCAGCUGACCAGUUUCGUGCACCCCGCAAUAUACAGUGUAGAGGAUCUAGACCUCUUAUUGGAUGGACGAGAGAUGAUGAGGCAGUUGAUGUUCAAGCAGCAGUUCAAGAUGACAUGCAAAUGGUGCCGAAGACAGAGGUGCCACAUCCUUUUGAGACGACAGAGGUGCCUCAUUCUUCUGAGACGGAGGCUCUGACUGCUAUAGAGAUUUCUCCGCGGAAGACUAUUGAGGUGUCCGCUAUGGAUGAUGUAUAG
Messenger RNA from Vicia faba (fava bean), 396 nucleotides. The record is from the annotation of a GenBank genome assembly. NCBI's taxonomy places the organism in Eukaryota, Viridiplantae, Streptophyta, Magnoliopsida, Fabales, Fabaceae.